Molecule: messenger RNA, 1275 nt
Organism: Trypanosoma cruzi
Lineage: Eukaryota; Euglenozoa; Kinetoplastea; Trypanosomatida; Trypanosomatidae
Product: RNA-binding protein, putative
Exons: 1
Coding region: 1-1275 (424 amino acids)
Molecular function (GO): RNA binding
Source: RefSeq, a predicted model, not a curated record
AUGUCGCAGGUCCCUCAACAGCGGUUUGGUUGUUACAUUGGUAAUAUUGACCGCAGUGUGACGUUGGAGGUGCUUCGCCAGGUUUUCUCGCAGUGCGGUGUUAUCAUUGAUUGCUCCCUCAAUGGAAGAGAUGAGGAUCCGUACCGUUACGGCUUCAUCGACUUUGCUUCUGAGGAUGACCGUGCACGUGCGAUGAAGUACAAUGGAUUUACGCUGGCAGGAAGGAAGAUUAAGGUGGGGGUUAGUAAAGGCAACGUCGGGCGACCAGAGGGGUUCAACAACACAAGUAGCGGCAACAAUAACAACACGCAUAGUGGAGGCAACACAAAUACCAACAACAACAACCAACAGCCGCAGCAGAUGCAACAGCCACAACAGCCACAAAUUCCGCCGGUUUCUUUGGCAGCCAGCUUUCUUCCCACUGUAAUGCAUCAGCAACAACAGAGCGCGCAGCUUCUCAUGCAGCUGAUUCAGCAGGGCGCUAUAGACGUGAAUAACUUAACCCCCGAGCAGCAGCAAAUACUUAUGGCGAGUCUUCUUCCCCAAGCAGCACCACCAGCACCAGGAAUACCCGCGAUUCCACCAAUGGCACCUAUGGGAUAUCCGCCAAUGCAUCAGGCGUGGGGUGCCCCUCGUGCCGGCGCGGGUGGUGGCGCUGCUGGUAUUGGAGGUGUUGGUGUUGGUGUUGUCGGUGGCGGUGGUGGUGGUGGCAUGUACGCUGGUGGGGCGCCAAUAAACCGAGGAAUACCUUACAGUCGUGGUCCAGCAAACCCCAUGCCAUCCGAGGAGACGGUGAAGCUGCGGGAGGUGCAACGAAAGCAGUUUCUGGAUGUGGUGCGGCGUGAUGCGGAGAAAUAUGAGAAGAAGUUGCAGGAAAGGAGCGUGAAGGAGGGGAGGGUGGGGUCUGUUUCCGGCAGUGAUGAUAGUUCUGAAGAUGAAGAUGCCGAAAAAAGCCGCCGUACACAAGACAAGAGGAAUGAGGAUGAGAAAGAGGGCGAAAGGAAUACAAGGACGACAAACCGCGAUGACAGCAGUAGACACAAUCACCACCAAAACAACAACAACGAUAAGAACAACAACAGCGAUGAACAUACGACAGAGGUCGAGAAGAACAAUGAUACUGAUAAUAACAGUAAUAAUGAUAAUAACGAUGACAAUAAAGCCGAUGAUAAAAAGGAACCGGAAUGUGAAGAGGGGACGGAGGAGCAUAAAGGGUUGGAAGAAGUGAGGGAGGCUGAGUCACAGGAGGGAAAAGACGAUCGUGAAGAAAUUUAG